AUGGCGGAGGCUAUACUCCUUGCCGUGUCAAAGAUUGGGGCAGUCAUUUUGAAUCAAGCAGUCACGGAUGUGGUACAGAAGCUAUCGAAGGUUGAAGCUCUAAAGGAAUUGCCAACAAAAGUUACAAGAAUCAAUGUAGAACUGACGACCAUGAAUAAUAUAAUUCUUGAUUUGGGCACAACACAUCUCAGUAACAAUGUCAUCAAGGGUUGGAUUGGAAAUGUAAGAGAUCUGGCUUACCGUGUUGAGGAUGUAAUUGAUAAGUACUCAUAUGAGGCUCUUAAGCUAAAGGAUGAAGGCUUCCUGCAACGGUACAUCUUCAGAGGUUCUCGCCAUAUAAAGGUCUUUAGUCAAAUUGCUGAGGAAAUUGAGAAUAUAGAGAAGGAUAUCAUGCAGAUCAAAGAGUUGCCUAAAUAUUGGAGGGACACAGUGCAACCCACAAAUAAUGAUCAUGCAAAGAUUGAUAAGACGCGGUCUGGUAGCUGCUUUCCAGGACUCUUUAGUGAUGAGGAUCUUGUGGGGAUUGAUGAAAAUAGGAGCAAGUUGACUGAAUGGUUGAGCACUGAUGAUAAAGGAAGCUCGGUGAUAACAGUUUCUGGUAUGGGAGGCUUGGGGAAAACAACCCUUGUAAAGAAUGUGUAUGAUAGGGAGAAAGUCAACUUCCCUGAUGCACAUGCUUGGAUUGUGGUGUCACAGGCAUAUGAUGUAGUUGAUUUGCUGGGGUCAUUGCUCACCAAGCUACAACUCACACAAGGGACACAAUCUCCUCUUAGCAUGGAUGCCAAAGCUAAUGUUUAUGACUUAACAGAGGCAAUAAGGAAGACACUGCAAGAUAGGAAGUGUUUAAUCGUGCUUGAUGAUGUGUGGGACAAAGAUGCAUAUACUCAGAUGUGCAAUGCUUUCCAGGGUCUCCAAGGAAGUCGUGUUGUGAUCAUAACACGGAAGGAAGAUGUUGCCGCUCUUGCUUCACCUAGGCGUCGCCUAGUACUCCAACCAUUGGGUAGUGCCGAGUCAUUCAAGCUAUUUUGCUCAAGGGCUUUCCACAACAGCCCAAACCACGAGUGCCCACCGGAGCUCAAGGCAGUGGCUGUUGAUGUUGUUAAGAAGUGUCAUGGGCUGCCAUUGGCCAUUAUAUCUUCUGGCAGCCUAUUGUCUACGAAGCAACCAACAGAGUAUGUAUGGAAUCAGAUGUUCGAACAACUUCGGGACGAGUUUAAAGGGGAUAACAAUGUCCAAGCUAUACUUAAUCUGAGCUACCAUGACUUGCCAGGUGAUCUUAGGAACUGCUUCCUGUACUGCAGCUUGUUCCCUGAAGAUUAUGCAAUGUCACGGGAGAGCCUUGUGCGGUUGUGGGUUGCUGAAGGAUUCGUGAUGAGGAAAGGAAACAACACGCCAGAAGAAGUGGCUGAGGGAAAUCUGAUGGAACUCAUCGGCCGGAAUAUGUUGGAAGUUGUGGAGUGGGAUGAGCUCUUCAGGGUUAGUAAAUGUAAGAUGCAUGACAUUGUCCGUGACCUGGCUCUUGCUGUGGCGAAAAAGGAGAGGUUUGGCUCUGCAAAUGAUUCGGGUGAAAUGAUUAGCAUGGAAAAGGAAGUUCGUCGAUUAUCGACAUCAAGUGGUUGGACUGCAGAUCCAAGAGUGGAAUUUCCUCGGCUACGUACCAUCAUGUCUCUUGCAACAGCUUCGUCCUCUACCAACAUGCUUUCCUCUGUUUUCUCUGGAUCUAGCUACCUUACUGUUCUCGAGCUUCAAGACUCUGCAAUAACUGAAGUGCCAGCAUCCAUCGGGAAUCUGUUCAACCUUCGCUACAUUGGAUUAAGGCGUACCAAUAUCCAGUCACUGCCAGACACCAUAGAAAAACUCUUGAACCUCGAGACAUUGGACAUCAAGCAAACAAGAGUAGAAAAGCUCCCACCAGGAAUUGUAAAAGUUGAGAAGCUGCGACACCUUUUUGCAGACAGGUUUGCUGAUGAGAAGCAGACCGAGUUCCGAUACUUUGUCGGGAUCGAAGCGCCUCAUAUGAUUUCCAACUUUCAAGAACUGCAAACUCUCGAGACCGUCCAUGCCAGCAAAGACAUGUCCAUGGAGUUGAAGAAAAUGAGGAAGUUGCAAACUGUUUGGGUUGAUAAUAUUAAUGCAUCUAACUGUGAUGACCUUUUCAAAACCCUCUCAGAUAUGCCCCUGCUUUCCAGCUUACUUCUCUCUGCAUAUGAUGAGACCGAGAAACUUUCUUUCCAGUCACUAGUGCCAAUUUCCAAGAAGCUCCACAGACUAAUCGUCAGAGGUGGUUGGGCUGAUGGGACACUCAAGUGCCCAAUAUUUCAGGGCCAUGGGAGGAAUCUCAAGUACUUGGCUCUAAGUUGGUGCAAUCUUGGGAAAGAAGAUCCGCUGCAGUUGUUGGCAUCUCAUCUGCCAGCACUAACUUAUCUCAGUCUUAACAGGGUGAGUAGUGCAGCAAUAUUGGUCCUUUCUGCCGGGUCCUUUUCUAAGCUGAAGACACUCGUCUUGAAGUGCAUGCCUAAUGUCAAGCAACUGGAGAUUGAAGAGGGUGCCAUUCCACACAUUGAUGGGAUCUACAUCGUGUCGCUCUCGGAGCUGAAUACGGUCCCUCAUGGCAUUGAAUCCCUUGGAACCCUCAAGAAGCUCUGGAUGCUGGGACUGCACAAGGACUUCAAGGCCCAGUGGAAUCUGAACCAGAUGCACAACAAGAUGAAGCAUGUUCCAGAGCUCCGUUCCUAG
Messenger RNA from Triticum turgidum subsp. durum (durum wheat), 2736 nucleotides. The record is from the annotation of a GenBank genome assembly. NCBI's taxonomy places the organism in Eukaryota, Viridiplantae, Streptophyta, Magnoliopsida, Poales, Poaceae.